UGAGACCCAGGCCCAGCACGAGGGUCGCGCCUGGGAAGAGCUGGACUUUGGGAGGAACCGCUUUCUGCCCCUCUCCUCUUGCUUCGCCCCAAAGAAAAAUUCUAACCCCCUCCAGACCCAAAUGUCACUCUCCUUGACACUGUCCCUCUGAGAGAAAGGGUGACCACCAGGGGUGGUUUCAGCAGUGGCCCCAUCCUCUCUGAUUCCUGGUCCAGGUCGGUAGUCAUGGUAACCCUUCCCCAGCCUGGAAUCGUCCCCCUUUGUGGUUAUGGAGCCCCAAACCUCACCUGUCCCUGCACCAGGAGGAGGUUGCUAAGGUAACCUAAGUCCCUGGUGGUCCUUCUGCCCCUACCUUCAUUUGGUUACUAUGGCAACCUCACCUAGCACUCAGGUAGAAAGGACCCCAGCCCCAAGGACACUGAUUGCUGAGAGAACACCUCUUUCCCAACCCCUCCCCCUAGCCACCCAGUUGGCAUUACCAUGGUAACCUGUUCCCCCCACCUUUCUCAUCGUGGGAGGUCCAUGGACCAAACCAACCAGGUGUGUUUAUUUAGAGAGGAUGCUCUGCUGAGGAGUCGUUGCUAUGGUUACAGGGCCUGGACCAGGAGGUGGAAACAGGCAAGGCCAACCCCUGGUUACUAUGGUAACAAGGACAGUCCCCCUUCCCGUGACCCUAAGAACCAGGCCCACCAAGGUAGGAGACAGUUUUAAGAUUGUGUCUCGGGAUGGAGUAGGUCUAGGGAAGAGGUCGUCAUGGUAACAGCUUUGGUCACUUCUAGCCCCACCUUUCUGGACACAUUCAUUCAUAAGAAAGGGAUGGUUAUAGGUUGGUAUCAUAACUGAUAUCCUUCCCACCCAUUCCUGAGAUACCCCAGGUGGUGCCUGAGCUUAUGGAACUUCAAAGAGUAAAGGAUUCUCUGACCUUCUCACUGCCACUUUUGUAGGUAAGGUGAAAUCAUACUCUACUUUGCAAAAUUGGCUGAUUUGGGGUUUUCUGGUUCUCGUUCCCUCAGCAGUGCAGCUGAGCUGGGCUGGAACCGCCCACCCGGAGGUCCUGCAGCAACCUAGGAGGAUGCCCUGGAAGCCCAGCUAGGGCCCGACUUUGGCCCCAUGCGUCUCACCCGCUGCCAGGUUGCCCUGGCAGCUGCCAUCACGCUCAACCUCCUGGUCCUUCUCUAUGUCUCAUGGCUGCAGCACCAGCCCAGGAACUCCCGGGCCCGGGGUCCCCGCCGUGGAGCUGCUGCCGGCCCCCGCGUCACCGUCCUGGUGCGGGAGUUCGAGGCCUUUGACAACGCGGUGCCUGAGCUGGUGGACUCCUUCUUGCAACAGGACGCAGCCCAGCCCGUGGUGGUGGCCGCCGACACGCUCCCCUACCCGCCCCUGGCCCUGCCCCGCGUUCCCAACGUUCGCCUGGCGCUGCUCCAGCCCGCCCUGGACCGGCCCGCCGCGGCCUCGCGCCCCGAGACCUAUGUGGCCACCGAGUUCGUGGCCCUGGUGCCCGACGGGGCGAGGGCCGAGGCACCGGGCCAGCUGGAGCGCAUGGUGGAGGUGCUCCGGGCGGGAGGGGCACGCCUGGUGGCCGCCCCCGUCGCCUCGGCCAACCCUGCCCGGUGCCUGGCCCUGAACGUCAGCCUGCGGGAGUGGACGGCCCGCUACGGCCCCGCGCCCUCCGCCGGGGAGGGCGGGCGCCUCGAGUGGUUCGGUUGCAGCAAGGAGACCCCGCGCUGCUUCGGGACGGUGGUGGGCGACACGCCGGCCUACCUCUACGAGGAGCGCUGGACGCCCCCGUGCUGCCUGCGCGCGCUGCGCGAGACCGCCCGCUACGUGGUGGGCGUGCUGGAGGCGGCGGGCGUGCGCUACUGGCUGGAGGGCGGCUCGCUGCUCGGCGCCGCCCGCCACGGGGACAUCAUCCCGUGGGACUACGACGUGGACCUGGGCAUCUACCUGGAGGACGUGGGCAACUGCGAGCAGCUGCGGGGGGCCGAGGCGGGCUCGGUGGUGGACGAGCGCGGCUUCGUGUGGGAGAAGGCCGUAGAGGGCGACUUCUUCCGCGUGCAGUACAGCGAGAGCAACCACCUGCACGUGGACCUGUGGCCUUUCUACCCCCGCAACGGAGUCAUGACCAAGGACACGUGGCUGGACCACCGGCAGGAUGUCGAAUUCCCCGAACACUUCCUGCAGCCUCUCGUGCCCCUGUCCUUCGCUGGCUUCGUGGCGCAGGCGCCUAACAACUACCGUCGCUUCCUGGAGCUCAAGUUCGGCCCCGGGGUCAUCGAGAACCCCGAGUACCCCAACCCGGCACUCCUGAGUUUGACGGGAAGCGGCUGAAGCUCCAGCGCCCGCUCCUGGGGUCUGAAGAACACUCAUGCGCGGGGAGCUGCCCUUUCCUUUGGCGCCGUUGGCAUUUGGGGGGCGGGCCGGGGGCGGGCCGGGGACGGGCCUGGACCUCGAAGACCUGCCCUGCCCAAGAGUUCCAAGAGCUUGGGUUUUAUUUAGAGCACGGACAGUCUUAUAAAGAGGAAAACGUGUACGUUCUGCGGCUGGACUGCCGCGAUUAAAACCCCAGCUCUACCACUUACUAGUUGGGCGGGCCUGGGCGAGUGUCCCAGUUUCUGGGUGCGCAUCACUUUCCUCCAGGAUUCAGUGGGUGAGGCCCUCGCAGCGUCUCGCUCGUGAAGAGCCCCGCAGGACUCUUGGUUGCUGGGGUUGCUUCCGCCACUAGAGGGCGCCUUUGUCCUGCUCUGGGGCCAAGGCCCGAGUAAGCCCUGGACCUCCCCGUUCCCGUAGCUUUCCUAACUCUUGAGCCUUUGGUCUCUCUAAUCCCCCGUACCUGGAGGGACAGGAUGACUAUCUCCCUUCUUCCAGAAUGCGACCUCCUUGCCUCCUGGGAGAGCCCUGUGAGAUGCAUGCUGCUCUUAACCCCAUCUUACAGAGGAGGAAACAGGCUCAGCCCUGAGCUGCAGCCGUGGUUAAGAACCGGGUUCUGGAUGCCAGACCCACUCCAUAUUAACUGCGUUACCUCAUUGUUGUAGAACUCUGCACCUGUUAGCCCACUUGCAAGGCGGGAUAAACAGCAAUCCUAGCUCACAUAACUCAGCACGUGUGAUGUGCCAGGCAUCCUUCUCGGUGUUGGACACGGAUUAACUGAUCAAUCUCUCACCUCAACCCUCUGAGGCGGGAGGGAGCUGCUGUUAUUUCCGUUUUACAGGUGAGCACACUGAGGCCAGAAUGGUAAAGUCACUUGCCCAAGGUCAGACAGCUUAGGAAGUGACAGAGCAGGGACUCGAACCCAGUCAGGCUGGAGCCCACACUGAAGUGGGAUAUUCUGCCCCUCUCUAGUAACUCUACAUGAGACGGGGCGUCCCGGGAGGCCGCACCACUUAGCAGGUGAAGCCAUGGCGGCCUUCCUUUUGUGAUCAUGCACCCAAGAGUAAGUGCUGUUUGGGCAAGUAUCCCAAAUAUGUGUAUUUAUUUAUAAAUUAUAUACAGGUACUACUAUCGUUCUGUAUAUUAGUAAUGAGGCUUAAAUUAUCCCAUUUUAAAAUUUAAAAUAAACUUAGAGGUUUAUUUUAACUGGCUCAUCUCAGUGACUUGUCCCGCACACCCCCUGGGUGUGUGCACCCAGCUUUUGGGACCAUGGAUUCUGAGGCGGGAGAGGCCUGGGGUCAAAACCCAGCGCUGCCACACCCCCUUUCUCCCAUUGGGAAUUUGGGCCGUGGUGACUCUCCCUCUCUGAACCUCUGCUUUGCACCUGGGAAAUGCGGGUCAUGAACGCUCACCCCCCAGGGGUGCUGUGAGCCACUUGAGUGGAACGGGCUCAGGAAUCAAGGCUGGGUUUGGCUCCUGGCACGGCCACUUAUUUUCUUUGUGAUCUUAGGCAAGUCACUGCCUCCCCAAACCUAUAGGUUGGGUGUGGGGAAGGGGUGAUACUGCAGAAGCGGGAAGCCCUUGGAGGAGGAGGCGGCGGCACAGACCGGCCUCAGCAUUGGCCCGCCAAGCCCCUCCCCCACUGUCCCCUUCUCACUUCCUCAAAUCCUCUGCCAUCUGGCCAUCUCUUUCCCGAUGGUCUGCCAGAUCGCUUUGGUUUUGCAAGGGAAGCUAGAAGUGUUUUCUUAAAUCGCAACAGAAGAUAUAAAUGCAAAUCUGGCCCACUCUCAAACGUGGCUCCCACAUCCAAAGUCCGAUUUCUUAGAACACAGCCUCUGUUUUUAGCCACUGAACCCGCAAAUGGCUCCCAGAGACUGUUGGGUUUCCAUGGAGCAUUCUGGAAACAUAUGGGGAUGAUUUGGGUUAUCACUGUGAUCGGGUGGUGCUUUUGGCUCUUGGGAGGCAUAGCCCAGGGAUGGAGAUGUCAUAAUAUGCAGGGCAUCUUCACAUAAUAAAGCAUUGGCCCUUGUCACAUACGGUUUUGAAAUGUCCCGUUGGACAUUCAUGAAGGAAGUGUGAUGUUCAAAAUCGUUUGCAACUGGUACGGUGAUAUAAAUUAAUAUAUACGUCAA
Messenger RNA from Leptonychotes weddellii (Weddell seal), 4499 nucleotides. NCBI's taxonomy places the organism in Eukaryota, Metazoa, Chordata, Mammalia, Carnivora, Phocidae. The record is from RefSeq and is a predicted model, not a curated record.